AUGCGAUCUCCAAAUUUAUUCAGAUGGCCAACGGCUGAGGAAGUAAGAGCAGCGCAGCAGGACUUUUACGCGUUGGCUGGAUUUCCUGGGGUCGUGGGAGCUGUAGACGGCACACACAUCCGCAUCCAGGCACCGUCGGAACACGAGGAAUCCUACGUCAACCGCAGGAACUACCAUUCGAUCAAUGUUCAACUGCUCGUAGCGGCUGACUGUAGGAUCUUGGAUGUGGUCGCCAACUGGCAUGGAAGCACCCAUGACUCCCGGAUUCUGCGCGAAAGCACCAUAGGCAGGGAGUUUGAACGUGGGGUCCACAGACUUCUCCUGGGGGACUGCCCAAGCAAACGCUGGCUCAUGACUCCGUUCCUCCAGCCACGAGACAGGCCGCAAGCGAACUACAACACUUCGCAUUCGACAACGCGGGCUGUCGUUGAACGGACGAUUGGCCAGCUGAAGCGGCGGUUUCACUGCCUUCACUCUGAACUGCGUGUUGCAACCCGGCACUGCUGCCCCAUCAUCACGGCGUGCUGCAUGUUGCAUAACAUCGCCAAGCAGUUCGGCAGCGAAGUGAGCUAG
Messenger RNA from Ornithodoros turicata, 573 nucleotides. Its product is annotated as putative nuclease HARBI1. The record is from RefSeq and is a predicted model, not a curated record. Lineage: Eukaryota; Metazoa; Arthropoda; Arachnida; Ixodida; Argasidae.